AAAUCGUUCUAACAGUAAGUAACAAUGCGGCAACCAGAACGGAUCAGCAACAGCAGCUUGAAAAGCUUUCUUUGUUUCAUAUUCUCGCUAAUGGCGCUGCGCUUUACAGCAGCCCAGCUUGCACCACCCACGUACAAUGGCCAUUUCGGGGGCUAUCAUCAACAGCAAUCAGAGCAGCAACAGCGGCUCGGCUAUUCAGACGCUGGGCUGACCUACUCUCGGGGUUAUUCUGCACCUGUGCAGUCCAGGUGGUCUGGUGCGCCAAUUGUUGUUAAUGAUGAAGCGAAUAUACUCCAACAGCAGGAACGUCCAUAUUUGCCCAUUAAUUACUACAACAAUAGAGGCGAAUAUGCCUCUGUCAGGCCGGAUCCCAGGAACCCAAAUUGGCUCAACCACAAUCUGCCGCCCACACGUGCUGCCAAUCACAAUUACAACGACAACAACAACAAUGGCUACUACUACUACACACAGCCACAAAGCCAGCAGGAACUGGAUCAACGUGAGCUACUCACUGUAGCUGACUCCCGACGUCCAGAAGACCAAAUAGUUCGCAUAGGCGGCAGUCGCUCCUUGGCUUACAACAACAACAACAACAACAACAACAACAACUACAGAGACAGUGAGAACUAUGUUGAGCCUGCUCUAUUGCUGGGCCAACACGAAUUUCAGGCUAAAUAUGCCAAACAUUAUUCCGACUACUUGCGCAAAUACCCAAAAAGAUUGCAGCCACAUUUCCUCAACACUCAACAAUUCAUUGAUAAAUAAUCAGCCCAAUUUGUUGAACUCUAAAAGAGUUAUAAAACUUACUUAAAGUAUGUUCCCAUUUGCCAGUGCCUGUGCCAAGUAUCUUAAUUGUUGACAAAUCUAUGCCAAGCUAAACAAUACAGCGAACGACCUAAUAACGCACAACCGUGUUGGCCAAGCGGCACGCUUCUAAGAGAAUUAUUGUUGAUUUAUAUGUUAAAUAGCUCUA
Drosophila hydei is the source of this 973-nucleotide messenger RNA. Its product is annotated as myb-like protein M. The transcript has 2 exons. The record is from RefSeq and is a predicted model, not a curated record. NCBI's taxonomy places the organism in Eukaryota, Metazoa, Arthropoda, Insecta, Diptera, Drosophilidae. Bases 25 to 765 code for a protein of 246 amino acids.